Pecten maximus is the source of this 713-nucleotide messenger RNA. RefSeq lists its product as uncharacterized. Gene Ontology annotation, molecular function: DNA binding. The record is from RefSeq and is a predicted model, not a curated record. Lineage: Eukaryota; Metazoa; Mollusca; Bivalvia; Pectinida; Pectinidae. The transcript is spliced from 3 exons. Gene Ontology annotation, biological process: DNA integration; DNA recombination. Bases 1 to 639 code for a protein of 212 amino acids.
AUGGCACCUCCCACUUUGUGUCAAUCAAAUUCUAGUUCCUUUGUCAUUGACCAAUCAUAUUCGACCGCACCCGCUUUCUCACGAUGUCGGAUUUGGGCGCAGCGAGAGAUCGACAUAAAGAAUAUCAGACACUACAGUAACCAAGGUGAACGCUGCAUAGUCGAUUUGUAUGAGAAGUACCUGCAGGCCCUAGUCUCUGGGAAAUUCUACAGGCGCGCAUUACCUGGCACACCUCCGAGGUUUGGGAACCAACCGGUAGGAGUUAAUAAACUGAGAAAUCUUAUGAAAAUUAUUUGUGCAGGCGCGGGAUUAAGUGGAAAUUAUACCAAUCAUUCGGGAAAACGCACAUGCGCAACACAACUCUACAUCGCCAGGGUUGAUGAGCAGGAGAUCAUGAACAGAACUGGACAUAGGUCAGAAAAGGCUGUGAGAAAAUACAAGUCAGCUGACGAAUCGGUGUUACGCAAAGUAUCCUCGGUGUUAGAUCCUCCACAGAAAAGAAAACGUCCCGAAAACAAAACUCACCAAGAAGAGCCCACUGCCAAACGUGCUACAGUGCCUCUCAGUGAUAUAAGUUAUCUCCCGACAGGAAGUCUUUUUAACAACUGUCAAGUUACUUUUAAUGUCGGAAACAAGUGACCUUUUAAACGAUUUUUGAAGACGUGGCAUAGUGACAUUAGUGUUUAUGAUUUUUAAGAAGACAUCGGGUAUAG